Messenger RNA from Ascoidea rubescens DSM 1968, 306 nucleotides. RefSeq lists its product as uncharacterized. The transcript is spliced from 3 exons. Lineage: Eukaryota; Fungi; Ascomycota; Saccharomycetes; Ascoideales; Ascoideaceae. The record is from RefSeq and is a predicted model, not a curated record. Bases 1 to 306 code for a protein of 101 amino acids.
AUGUGGCUGUCGGCUGAAAGGAAAUGCGACCACAAUGAUUACGAUGAAUUUUCAGGGCCAUUGACAGUUGUUGCCUUUGAUGAAAGAUGUUAUGUUUUUAGCUUUGUUGAUUUUAUUUCAAAAAAUGUAGUUGUGGAUGCAAUUGGUACACGAACAUGUGCUGUUUUGUGGCUGCAGUUUGAAGCUUUUGGCCAAUCUGACAAAAUCAAUUAUGAGAAGUCAGUUCGUUAUGACUCUCAUGAAAAUGGUGUCCGUGAACGUUCGCAAGAAACAGUCGUGGCAAUUGCUAUGACAACGAUAAUUUAG